Molecule: messenger RNA, 2397 nt
Organism: Cajanus cajan (pigeon pea)
Lineage: Eukaryota; Viridiplantae; Streptophyta; Magnoliopsida; Fabales; Fabaceae
Source: RefSeq, a predicted model, not a curated record
UCUUCAUUCCAAUUUUCUUUCAUCUUUUUCACCCAACACUUUGCUCCUCCAAACUCAGUGCUGCUGCAAAUAGGUUUUUUGAAUGUCAUAUGAGUAAAAUACCAACCAAUGGAUGUUUAUGAAGAAGUGGAAAAAGCUAAAGCUGAAAUUGAGAAACUCAGGGCAGAAUUAAGAGACAAGACAAAUUCAAUUCAGAACUUGAAGAAAUCCUAUAAUGCACAGGCCAAUAAGAUACAGAAAGCUAUUUUGAAAGUUGAGAAGCUGAAUCAAGAAUUUCUUCAAAAGGCAGAUGAAAUCAAUGAUGCUGAGCAGAUAAAUGAAGAUAAAGAGUCCAUCAUCAAACAUCUCAGUGCUGCAAAUGAUGAACUUGGUGCAGUUGGUGAUGAGAAGUUUAGAAAAUGGGAAGAUGAAAAAAGAGGGUUUGUAUUGGCAUUGGAGGAGGCAAAUGAGAAAGUGCUGGACCAAGAACAGCAGAUGCAUGAGUACAGACAAGAGAUCGAAAGCCUGAAAGGUUCCCUUUCAGUUUCAAACAAGUGUAUGGAAAAAGUGAAAAAAGUUGAAGCAUCAAAAGAACUAGGAGAAACAUAUGACAUGUUCCAGAAGUUAGAGGAGGAAAACAUGAAGGUGGAAGAACAAUUAAAAUGGAAGAAGGGACAGAUUAAACAUCUGGAAGAGGCGCAUGGAAAACUUUUAGACCUGUUUAAGGCAAGUAAGGAGGAGUGGGAGUUGGAAAAAUCUUCAUUGCUUGAUGAGAUUUCCUCACUGCAGUCCUUGUUAGACUAUUAUAUAAGAAAAUCACAUGAUCUGCGACACCAGUUACAGAUCUGCAACCAAGCCCUUGCUAAUGAAGAAAGCCUGAGAAAGCGUCUGGAAGACCAAGUCUCAAAUUUGAACAAAGAGAAGGAAGAAAAGUGUUUUCAACUCAUGAAGCAGUUGGAGUUGAAAGAUGCUGUUUUGAUCGGUGCCCAGAAAGAUAUUAAUGAAGAGGGUGAAAAGGCAGCAUGUUUGAUGAGGCAGGUUGAGUCCAUAAUCGCCAAUAAACUGCAGCAUUCGCCACACAAUGAACAUGAUAGGCACAAGGAAAUGCUAGAAGAGUCAACUAAAUGUCAACUCCUCAAAGAGAAGGAUUUACAUAUGGAAGGUUUAAAAGAACAACUUAAGGAAGUUUAUGAUGCUUUAGACAGGGCAAACAUUGAAUUGGAUGAGAGAAUAUGUGAAAGAAGUGAAAUGGAGCUUGAAUUGCGAAUAUGGAAGUCAUUUGUUGAACGUUUGAGGAGUGAUCUUGAAGAAAAUCUUGCCAUGCGUAAAGAACUGGAAAAUUCACUACUUGCACAAGUAGAUUUUAGUGAAAGCCUCAAGCAAGAGAAAGAUAGCUUGGUUUAUAAGCUGGAAGAUAAAGAGAAUAUAAUACAUUGUCUGCAGCAACAUGUUUUCCUAUUUGAACAAGAACCAAAAAUAAAGGAAACCGAAGCUUCUGUUCCAGCAAGUGGGGAAACAGCUAAGUCCUCUGAAAGUGCUGAAAUGAGAUAUCUCCGGAUAAUUGAGGAGAAGGAAAAGAUUUUAGAAGAGUUUCAAAGAGAGAUUUUUAGGCUUGAACAAGAAUCAUUUAAAAGAGAAUUUGGAAGUGCUAUGAUUGAAAAAAGCAAUAUGGAAAGAACCAAUGAUCUUGAGAAAGAGGAGAAAGAGAAUUCUAUCCAGAAUAUGAAGGGAAAGAAUAUGAGAACAGAUGAACUCAUGCAGCAGGUGACUUCAAUUGAACAGAAGUUCACUGGCUUCUUGACCUCCAUUUCUUCACAGCUUGCUGAGAAACAGGCUGAAAUUAUUCAUGUCAAAGAAGCUUGUGAUAAGAUCACAGCAGCUGAGAUUCUAGCUGCACUUGAAAUUGAAGAGAAAAAGUUGAUGAUAGUGGAACUUGAGGAUGAUAUUCAUGACAUGGAGCAGAAUUUAAAUUUUCAGGAGGAAAAUUGGAGGCAAACAGAGCAGCUUGCAUUGGAUGUUGAAGAGGAAAUGGAUGCAAAACAAUUAAAAGUAAAGGAGGUGAUUGAUCAAAUGGAGAACAAGUUAAGAGGCUCAGAAGUUUUUCUUCAAAAUCUCAAGACACAGAAUAGAAGUUUGCUCGAAAAUGCUACAAGAUUGUCAUCAGAAAGGCAGAACUUGUUAGGUUCUGUUCUAGGAUUGGGCGAUAAAAUGUGUGAGUGCACUACUGCAGACACUCAACUAAUGGAUAGGUUGAAAAGCAUAGUGCAGUGUUUUGAGAAUGAUUGUCUAGAAACGAAUUUUAACGAGGAUGAUGAUUUGCUUGUAAAAAAUAAUAUGAUAAUGCAUUCUCCCACAGGGAUAAAGAAACAUGAAACCUUUUCUGAUAUAAGGUCUCCAUUUAAGGAGCUCAACAGUUAG